AUGGAUGAGGAUGCACCUUUGGAGGGGCAGCAGCAGCAGCAGCAGCAGCAGCAGCAGCUCAGCGAAGGUCCUGCUGCUGCUGCUGUUGCUGCUGCAGCAGGUAGCGCAGCAGACACUGCAGCGGCAGUAGCAGCAGCAGAAGAGCCUGCUGCAGAGGAUAAUGCAGCAGAAAAUAAACCCAAGGGUGAGUCGGCCGCAGCAGCAGCACACACAGACGGAGGCGCAGCAGCAGCGGCAGCAGCAGCAGCACCAGCCGCAGCAGCAGCAGCAGCAGAAGAUGAGUGGGGCUUGUUCGGAGGCCAGGACCCCUUAGAAGCGGACAUAGAUUUCGAAGGCGUUCCUGCAGCAGCAGCAGCAGCAGCAGGUGAGGAGCAGCAGAAGGAUGGCGAGGCAGCCGCAGGCCCAUCAGCAGCAGCAGCAGCAGCAGCAGCAGCAGCAGCAGCAGAUUUCGACGAGGCCUGCUGCAGCAGCAAACUGAGCUACGCCCUGGGCCUGGCUGUGGGGCCCAUCUGCUGGGAGCCCCCAAAUGAGGUUCAGCUCUUUGCAGCAAAAGCGAAGCAAAGAGAAGUGGCAGCAGCAGCAACACUGCUGCAGCAGCAGCCACCGGAAGUGCGGGCUUCGCUGCAGCGGCGGCUGCAGCGCAUGCAGGAGAAGGCGAAGCUGCUGCUGCCGUUUCAUCCGCUGCCGCCUUGCAAGCUGCUGCCAGUUCCAGAGGCGCUGCUGCAGCAGCAGGAGGAGCAGCAGCAGCAGGAGCAGCAGCAGCAGCAGCAGCAGCAGGAGCAGCAGCAGCAGGAGAAGGAGCAGUCUGCCCACUCUCCUGACGGUGUUGCUGCAGCACUCGUGGAGAAUGAAGUCAGCCCGGGGCAGCAGCAGCAAGUGCCGCAGCAGCAGCAGCAACAACUGCAGCAGAAUCAGAAGCAUCAGCAGCAGGAGACUCCGCCAACAGCCAAACGGCCUCCGGAGGGACCCCCAAAAAGUCUGAGCCUGCUGCAGCAGCAAAAACCCCAAACGCAGCAGCAGCAGCAGCAGCAGCAGCAGCAACCACAGCAGCAGCAGUGA
Molecule: messenger RNA, 1059 nt
Organism: Eimeria necatrix
Lineage: Eukaryota; Apicomplexa; Conoidasida; Eucoccidiorida; Eimeriidae
Exons: 3
Coding region: 1-1059 (352 amino acids)
Source: RefSeq, a predicted model, not a curated record